GGGAGAUGCUGCUGGAGUUGCUUUGGCGCCAUUCCUCUCUCUCUGUCUCUCUGGCUUUAAUCUUUCCAUGUUGGGACAAUACAUUUAGCGAAUGGAGAUGUGAAGAGGCUUAAAGUAUGGCAUGCAAAGAUGGUUUCUGCCAAGAAGGAGAUGGUAACUGCGAUGUACCCCAGUUACAUUUCGACUCUCUUCUACUUUUUCUGCUUGAUUGCUUGUGUAAAGAGAAUCUCUGGAACGAUAAAAAAGGAUGACAGAAUAUAUCCCGAGAAUUUCACACGCAUUUUAGACAGACUCCUGGACGGGUAUGACAACAGACUGCGACCUGGAUUUGGGGGUCCGGUGACAGAGGUGAAAACAGACAUUUAUGUGACAAGUUUCGGGCCUGUCUCUGAUGUUGAAAUGGAGUACACCAUGGACGUGUUCUUCAGACAGACAUGGGUCGACAGGAGGCUGAGGUACGAGGGUCCUAUUGAGAUCCUCCGACUCAACAACAUGAUGGUCGCCAAUGUGUGGACUCCUGACACCUUCUUCAGGAAUGGCAAGAAGUCUGUGGCACACAACAUGACUGCCCCCAACAGGUUGUUCCGCAUCAUGAAGAACGGCACGAUUCUUUACACCAUGAGGUUGACUAUCAGUGCAGAGUGUCCCAUGAAGCUUGUGGACUUCCCCAUGGAUGGACAUGCAUGCCCUCUCAAGUUUGGAAGCUAUGCAUACCCUAAAACAGAGAUGAUUUAUACCUGGACCAAAGGACCACAGUAUUCAGUGGAGGUUCCCCCAGAAUCAUCCAGCCUAGUGCAGUAUGAUCUCAUUGGCCACACUGUCAGCAGUGAGGAGGUCAAGUCAAUCACAGGUGAAUACGUGGUGAUGACAGUGCACUUCCACUUGAAGCGGAAAAUGGGCUACUUCAUGAUUCAGACGUAUAUCCCCUGCAUCAUGACAGUAAUCCUCUCCCAAGUGUCCUUCUGGAUAAAUAAAGAAUCGGUCCCAGCUCGAACAGUCUUCGGCAUCACCACGGUCCUGACCAUGACCACGUUAAGCAUCAGCGCGCGCCACUCCCUCCCCAAAGUCUCCUACGCCACCGCCAUGGACUGGUUCAUUGCCGUGUGCUUCGCCUUUGUCUUCUCCGCUCUCAUAGAGUUCGCUGCCGUCAACUACUUCACCAAUGCAGAGAUGGAGAGACUGAAAAGGAAGCCGCCAAAAUGCCCGCCGGCGCCCCAAACAACCCCAGUGAAAGUGAAGGAUAUGGAGGAAGUUCUGCAGCAUAACCCUGACACCAAUGGUAACCUGCGGAAACGGAUGAACUAUAUGUCCCAGCAAGAUGGCCAGAAAGCCGAGUCAAACAGCACAGCAGCGGCAAGAGGGGUAACCAGGAAACAACCCCAGUCUGGCCAAUCAUCUUCAUCCAAAGGGGCAACUGGCGGCGCCAUCAUCCUACCACACUCCAGCCCUGGCCCCGCCAGCCAGCCCAACACUUCCUCCUUGACCCUGUCUGCCAUGAACACGCCCCUGGCUCCACCCACAACUGAAAAAGCAAUGACAAUACUAGCCAAUCAGAGCCAGCCCACUGCUGACUCCUCGCUCCGGGACCUUCUAGGACCCAGACUGGAGCACAUUCAGCUGAUGGGCAAAAAUGAACCCAAGCAGUUGCCAUGCUCCCAGCCGACCACCGCCAGUAUGGGUGGGACCAGUAAAAUCGACAAGUAUGCCCGCAUCCUGUUCCCGGUGUCCUUUGGCGCAUUCAACAUGGUGUACUGGGUGGUUUACUUGUCAAAAGAUACCAUGGAGGCCAAAUUUAGAGGCCAAAUCUAGUUUCUAGCUUCUCUUGGGGUCAUUUUGGGAAUCCUUUUCUACAAAAUGUAAAAUGACAGGAGAAAAAUAGCUUUGGAGACAUGAGAGAUUAAAUAAUUUUCAACUAACAAGGAAACCGAAUAUGCUGGACAAGAGCCUCUAAAGAUUACACCCAGGAAUACUAAUCUCUGCACAUCUGUUUGUUUAAUUUCCGAGAGGUCAUCUGAGAAUGAGCAUGGUAAAAAAAUAAAAAAUAAUUUAAAAAAAAUGUCUGAUUCCAACAAAUAUCACAACUAUGGCCAUAUCCAAUAUGCAAUACAGUAACGGUGUGUAACGGUUUGAUGGAUUGGUUAGUUGUCUUAAUGUUAGUGAGUACAGUAACACCUGAUCUUUGCAUAAACAGUUAAUAGGUCCCUCUAGUCUUGGCAGGCAUUGCUCCAAUGACAAAGGAUAAGGACAAUAUCACUGAAGACGAGCUGGACACACAAGGUGUCAAGCAUAUGAACAAGAAGAUUUUGGGUGUACUUUCUCCCUUAUUGAUGACCAGAAGUAAAUGACUGGGUAUGUUGUCAUUUGUUCUGGUAUCAAAAGUAGAUACACUUUUGUCCACUCAAGUCUAAUUUGCGCUCCCAAGUCUGUGCAGCAAACCUCGACCAAGCUUUGUUAAAUAGCAUAGAAUGAGGAUACCAAAUACCAUAGGUGCUGGCCUAUUUACUUCACUCAGUACCCUACAAACAACAUUUCCAGGGGGUAAUGUUCAUCUAAGCCCCAUUAGUUCCCUCCAAAAACAUUCUAGGAAGUCUUUGUUUGAACGGUCAACUAUGAAAUUAGCGUUUUUAUUUUUUUUACAUGGUCAGUUUCUGGAACAUUGUGUACUAAUGUAUUCAAUCAAUAUUCUUCAUUCAUGUUAACUUACAAAGGAACAUAUUGUAGGAACCCUUUGGUUUGGGAACGUUUCCUCUUAGUUCGGGAGUGUUUAUUUGUGAGCAAAUGUGGGGCCUGAUUCAUACGGUUUUGUCCGCUACCUGUUAUUGUUAUUGUGCAUCAUGUGUGCAGAGGAAGAGUCAUUUCCCAUAACCAAAUUGAUACUAUUAAUGUAGAAUGCCGUGCACUACCAUGAGUCCAUCGGGACACGCCCAGAAAUUCUGUUG
Oncorhynchus kisutch (coho salmon) is the source of this 2939-nucleotide messenger RNA. RefSeq names its product gamma-aminobutyric acid receptor subunit alpha-6-like. Gene Ontology annotation, molecular function: GABA-A receptor activity; extracellular ligand-gated monoatomic ion channel activity. Gene Ontology annotation, biological process: monoatomic ion transmembrane transport. NCBI's taxonomy places the organism in Eukaryota, Metazoa, Chordata, Actinopteri, Salmoniformes, Salmonidae. Gene Ontology annotation, cellular component: membrane. The record is from RefSeq and is a predicted model, not a curated record. Bases 130 to 1809 code for a protein of 559 amino acids. The transcript is spliced from 9 exons.